Messenger RNA from Dermacentor albipictus, 528 nucleotides. Lineage: Eukaryota; Metazoa; Arthropoda; Arachnida; Ixodida; Ixodidae. The record is from RefSeq and is a predicted model, not a curated record.
AUGGAGCAGGCCGGAAUCGUCACAAAAGUCGACGAGCCUACUGAAUGGCCUCACUUUGGACUAGUGCGUUCCUUCGGUGGAGAUGAGUCUCUUCCAACUAUAAUCAUCUUCGCGCAGAUAUUCCGCCUUUUAAGCAUGUAUACACCUGUUAAAACGGCGCUACGUGGGAGUGUGGAAGGUGUGCCAGGCCCUGUGCUCGUCGGCGUCAACGACACAUUCAAACAGACCAGAGAAGCCUGUAAGCAGCUCCUCCUGGCCGACAUGCUGUCCCGUGCCACAACCAAGACAACGGCCUGCAACCUCGACAGCAACGAUGCAGAGGUGCAUGCCCGGCUUGAUGAGGUUCUUCAAACCAUCCGCACCGCCGGUCUGUCUCUGAAGCCCGAAAAAUGUCGCUUUGGCUACGAUGAGCUUAAAUUUCUAGGUGAUAUUGUCAGCAGCACCGGUGUGCGCCCUGACCGUUACAAAGCCAUGGCAGUCGCUCUGUUCCCGAUACUGAAGACAAAGCCAGAUGUCCGCCGAUUUUAG